This is a messenger RNA of Chelmon rostratus (copperband butterflyfish), 5135 nucleotides long. RefSeq names its product solute carrier family 12 member 7-like. Gene Ontology annotation, biological process: chloride transmembrane transport; cell volume homeostasis; potassium ion import across plasma membrane. Gene Ontology annotation, cellular component: membrane. Gene Ontology annotation, molecular function: potassium:chloride symporter activity. NCBI's taxonomy places the organism in Eukaryota, Metazoa, Chordata, Actinopteri, Chaetodontiformes, Chaetodontidae. The record is from RefSeq and is a predicted model, not a curated record. The coding region runs from base 661 to 4053 and encodes 1130 amino acids. The transcript has 27 exons.
CCAGAGGCAGAAACUCCCAGCCUGAAGAGAGACGAGGAAACAAAACCAAAGCCAAAAGAACAGACAGAGUUUGUACUCAGAUUGUACUCAGUAGAUGAGAGCCAGCUGUUUUGUCUUAGCCAAAGCGGAUUGUAGAGAUACUUGGGAUACUUUUAUGGGUGCUUUAGAGUUUGUUUCUCUACCUUUGGGCAGUACAAAGGUAUGAGUGAGAAAAGUGGGAUGGUCAGAGCAAUGGGAGGAGCUGCAGGGUUCUCCAUGUAUGGACUCCAGCUCUUUUCAUAUGGUAAAUAGAGGGUCACAUGGGGCAAUAGUCUUGGAGCAGUGGGGGUAAAAAGGAGGGAAAGGAACAAGGAGAGAGAGAGUGAAGACACGCAUUGCAGGACUUUGGCCUGCCUCACGUGCAGGAGGCAGCACUUUCACCCUGAGUUUAGAGGACACUGGAUCACAAUACAAAGAGAAAGGAAAGACAACAGUUGGAGCGAGUGUUGUGGUCCAUCUGAAGCCUGGCUCUCCACAGUGGGGCCCUAUGUCUUCCACUUGACUUCCUUUGGAUGUUUUUUUUUCUUUCCUGUGGGGGUGAAAGUUCAGCAGAGAGCGCCUUCCUAGCUGUCAUCACUGGACUCCUCUUCGUACUUUAUUCCGGACAACUGAGGAGCCGAGAUGCCCACAAACUUCACUGUAGUGCCAGUGGAGGACGUGGAGGGUGGCAGCAACAGCGCGGCUGCAGCUGGAGGCAGCAAACCGGCCCGUGUGGGCAAACGUUUUGACGACGAAGAGAAUGACGACAACUCACAAGGACCCCACUCAGGAGAUGACAGUCAGAGAGAGUCCAGUCCAUUCAUCAACUCAGACGAUGACGGAGAACACUAUUAUGAAGGCAAGAACAUGGCCCUGUUUGAGGAGGAAAUGGACAGUCACCCCAUGGUGUCAUCUCUUCUCAACAAGCUGGCUAACUACACCAACCUGACCCAGGGCGUUCGCGAGCACGAGGAGGCCGAGAACGAGGACGGGGUCAGGAGGGUCACUGUCGUUGUCCCCCAGAUGGGAACCUUCAUCGGAGUUUACCUGCCCUGCAUGCAGAACAUCCUGGGUGUGAUCCUCUUUCUGCGUCUCACCUGGAUCGUCGGCACCGCAGGAAUCCUGGGAUCCUUCGCCAUCGUCUCCAUGUGCUGCAUCUGUACCCUGCUCACAGCCAUAUCAAUGAGCGCCAUAGCAACCAAUGGAGUCGUCCCAGCCGGAGGCUCGUACUACAUGAUCUCCAGAUCACUGGGUCCAGAGUUUGGAGGAGCAGUGGGUCUGUGCUUCUACCUCGGAACCACGUUUGCUGGAUCCUUGUACAUACUGGGCACCAUAGAGAUUCUACUGACGUACAUCGUUCCAACAGCGACGCUGUUUAAAGAAGGCGAAGGUGCGGCGAUGCUCAAUGACAUGCGCGUCUACGGCACAUGCUGCCUGCUCCUGAUGGCGCUGGUAGUGUUUGUGGGGGUGAAGUACGUGAACAAACUGGCUCUGGUGUUUCUGGCCUGUGUGGUUCUCUCAAUCAUGGCCACUUAUGCAGGAGUCAUCAAGACGCUCAUCGAACCGCCGGAGUUCAGUGUCUGUCUGUUGGGAAACCGAUCUCUGAUGAAUAAACAGUUUGAAACAUGCGCAAAGAUGCAGGUCGUGAAAAACAACACAGUGACCACCGAGCUGUGGAGCAUCUUCUGCAGCAGUGAAUAUCCCAACGCAACCUGUGACGAAUACUUCACCUUGAACAACCUGACAGAGACGCAGGCCAUACCCGGGCUCCUGAGCGGCGUUAUCAAAGACAACCUGUGGGGCAACUACGGCCCAGCUGGUACGUUCAUAGAGAAGAAAAGCCAGAAUUCAGUCCAGGUCCAGGACACGCCUACAGACAAGCUGAGGCCCUACGUCAUCAAUGACCUCACCACCUACUUCACUCUGCUGGUGGGAAUAUACUUCCCCUCAGUCACAGGCAUAAUGGCUGGUUCAAAUAGGUCUGGUGAUCUCAGAGAUGCCCAGAGGUCCAUCCCAAUCGGAACCAUAAUGGCUAUUCUCACCACCUCUUUCAUCUACAUCUCCUGUGUGGUCUUGUUUGGAGCCUGUAUUGAAGGAGUGGUGCUGCGAGACAAGUUUGGCUACUCUGUAAAGAAGAACCCGGUGAUUGGUAUUCUGGCCUGGCCGUCACCCUGGGUGAUUGUGAUUGGCUCGUUUUUCUCAUGCUGCGGGGCGGGGCUCCAGAGCCUCACUGGCGCCCCCCGGCUGUUGCAGGCCAUCGCCAGGGAUGGCAUCAUCCCGUUCUUACAGGUCUUUGGUCAUGGGAAGGCCAAUGGUGAGCCCACCUGGGCUCUGCUGCUGACAGUAGGGAUCUGUGAGAUAGGAAUCCUCAUCGCCUCCCUCGAUGCCGUGGCCCCCAUCCUCUCCAUGUUUUUCCUCAUGUGCUACCUGUUUGUUAACCUGGCCUGUGCUGUUCAGACUUUGCUCCGUACCCCCAACUGGAGACCCCGUUUCAAGUUCUAUCACUGGACCCUGUCCUUCUUAGGGAUGAGUCUAUGCCUCUCACUCAUGUUCAUCUCCUCCUGGUACUACGCUCUGGUUGCCAUGGUGAUAGCUGGCUGUAUCUACAAGUAUAUUGAGUACAGAGGGGCAGUGAAGGAGUGGGGAGACGGGAUCAGAGGUCUGUCCUUAAACGCAGCACGCUAUGCUCUCAUCAGACUGGAGGAAGCACCUCUGCACACCAAAAACUGGAGGCCGCAGCUGUUGGUGUUGUGUAAGUUGGACUCAGACCUGGCAGUGAAACACCCUCGUCUCCUGUCCUUCACUACGCAGCUCAAAGCAGGAAAGGGACUGACCAUCAUCUCUUCGGUCCUGGAGGGAACCUACAUGACUCGGGGGAGUGAUGUCAAGACUGGAGAGCAGAACUUGAAAGCAGCCAUGGCCGCCGAGCGCAUGAAGGGUUUCUCCCAUGUGGUGGUGUCGUCCAACCUGCGAGACGGUUUCUCCCUGCUCAUCCAGUCAGCAGGACUGGGAGGAAUGAAACACAACGCUGUCCUGAUGGCCUGGCCGGCAGGUUGGAAACAAGCCCGGGAUUUAACCGCCAGGAGGAACUUCAUAGAAACAGUGAGGGAGACGACGGCAGCUCAUCAGGCUCUGCUGGUUGCUAAGAACAUCGACCAUUUCCCCAGCAACCAGGAGCGUCUGAAGGAGGGAACCAUUGAUGUGUGGUGGAUCGUACAUGAUGGUGGACUGCUCAUGCUGCUGCCCUUUUUACUGAGUCAACACAAGGUAUGGAGGAAGUGUAAAAUGCGAAUCUUCACCGUGGCCCAGAUGGACGACAACUCCAUCCAGAUGAAGAAAGACCUCCAGGUGUUUCUCUACCAUCUACGCCUGGAUGCAGAGGUGGAGGUGGUGGAGAUGCAUGACAGUGACAUCUCAGCCUUCACCUAUGAGAAGACGCUGGUGAUGGAGCAGAGGUCUCAGAUGCUCAAACAGAUGCAGCUGUCCCGCACCGAGAGGGAGAGAGAGAUUCAGAGCAUCACAGACGUAUCGCGCAGCUCCAUAAAGCGGAAGAAGUCGCCGGUUGUUUUCUUCAACACCCCGUGCAUACCAGAGGAUGAGGUAGCCGCAGCAACCAAACAGCCCGCCCAGCUGAUCCACGACCGAAACACAGCGUCUCAUUCUACAACGAAUGACAAGGCAGCAGGGGCCGCGCCGGAUCGCGUCCACAUGACCUGGACCAAAGACAAGCUGAUCCACGAGAGGAACAGACACAGAGAAAGCAUGGGAGUCAAAGACAUGUUCAGUAUGAAGCCUGAGUGGGAGAAUCUCAACCAGUCCAACGUGCGCAGGAUGCACACGGCUGUGAAGCUGAACGACGUGGUGGUCAAGAAAUCCCAGAGUUCACAGCUGGUGUUGCUCAACAUGCCAGGUCCGCCGAAGAACAAGAAAGGGGAUGAGAACUAUAUGGAGUUCCUGGAGGUCCUGAUGGAUGGCCUCGACCGCGUCCUGCUGGUUCGUGGAGGAGGUCGGGAGGUCAUUACCAUCUACUCCUAGCAUCAAGCGGUUCAUAACUGUUUGGGAGGGUACUGGAAGGAAACUGCUCUGGACAGUAGGACACCAGAGAGCAGGGGUUGACGGAGGAGGGUCAUGACUUUGAGAUGGGACACGGACAAAGAUGUGGGAAAGAGGAAGUGCAGUGCACCCCCCCUCUCACACUGUCAGGAGAAACGAGCAACACUGCCACUAAUGUUUUGGAGGACCAUGGUUGCUGGGAAGGACAGGGGAGUCUACCUGCUGCACAGCCUGAACUCAGUGCAUCAUCUAGGGGCACAGAGGUGCUCUCUACACCCUCUCCUCCUGGAACUCCACCACAUCUAUACGAACUGUGUGGCUGCACUGUGGAAAAAAUCUUUCCUCAGAUAAACUGUGUUUCCUGAAAGAGUUGCCAUUUCAAUUGAACAUAUUUUAUUGCUUCACCAUGGACUUGCUGGAGGAAAGAACACAAACUACAGCCUGUUGUCAUAUUUAGCAUUUCACUGAUUGUGGUAUCUGGCAACAAGCUCGUUGGUUUCGAGGAGGAACGCUAACGUAGCGGACAGUCUCUUUAUUUAUUUCAUAUGGCAAGUACUGACUCUGGGAUCACAGGAUGAGCUGAACAUGUUUUUAGCUAUUCUUUUUUAUAAAAUAUCAUGUUUGGCUCAAAUCUCGUGAUCAGAAGUUGUCUGAUGUCAGGGCGAAUGUGGCAGUAUUGAUUGUCUUAAACACUGUUUAUUCACUGCUUUUUGUUGUCACAGAUGAUGUUAGUGUGCCAAGUGAUCAAAGAGGAAGAGACGGUAAAAAAAGCAAUGCAGGAACUUUUGUGAUUUUAGUGAAUUUUAGUGAAUUUAAGUUGAAUCAUGGAUUUUUGUAUUUAAGCAAAAUGUUACUCGGCUCAGUUCUUCAGCAGCCUGUGUGCACUGAUGAGGAAACCUGAGAAAACGCGGAGCCUGUGUUGUAGUAUAUUCAUUUAAUAUGACUGUUUUUUAAGCACAGAUAACGUUAUCUACAGUGUGUUGUUUGUUUAUUCAAGAAAAAAGGCGUGCAUACAUUAAAUAGAUAAAAAAAAAAAAGUUAAGUCUGGAACUCCUCAGUACUCC